Messenger RNA from Saimiri boliviensis boliviensis (Bolivian squirrel monkey), 252 nucleotides. The record is from RefSeq and is a predicted model, not a curated record. NCBI's taxonomy places the organism in Eukaryota, Metazoa, Chordata, Mammalia, Primates, Cebidae.
AUGGUCAUUGAUGUUCUUCACCCUGGGAAGGCAACAGUGCCUAUGACAGAAAUUCGGGAACAACUAACCAAAAUGUAUAAAACCACCCCGGAUGUCAUCUUCGUAUUUGGAUUGAGAACUCAUGUUGGUGAUGGCAAGACAACUGGCUUUGGCAUGAUUGAUGAUUCCCUGGAUUAUGCAAAGCAAAAGGAACCCAAACAUAGACGUGCAAGGCAUGGCCUGCAUGAGAAGAAAAACACCUCAAGAAAUUAA